Molecule: messenger RNA, 2478 nt
Organism: Oldenlandia corymbosa var. corymbosa
Lineage: Eukaryota; Viridiplantae; Streptophyta; Magnoliopsida; Gentianales; Rubiaceae
Source: the annotation of a GenBank genome assembly
AAAUCCACAUCGGAUCAUCAGAGAUAUUCAGAGCAAAGUCAUAAUAAAUGAACAAAAACUUCACGGCCUGAACUCUGGAAGAAGAAUAUUACUCAACCCUUAUUCCACCAAUAGCAACAAGUUAUUUUCUUAUUGGCUCGUGAAAUCAAAGUCCACACUUUGACCUCGAGAUCUAAUCCGCACAAUACGACUCCUCUUCUUCUUUUCUUUCUUUCCUUUCCUUUUUUCUAUGUUUUCCUUCCCUUCUCAAAAUUGAAUCAAUCUGUUUAAAUUUUACAAUCCGUUUUGGAUAAUCGCAGAUUUCUUAUCCAUGCCACGGUUCUAUUGAGUUAUGUAAGUCCCUCCUUCCAAUUUUUAGAUUGAUUUUUUUGAUAUCUGAAAAAUUAGGAGGAUUUUUUGGUUUCAGAUACAUUCGUGUUUUGUUGUAGUGUAUGAUAUAAUAUACAUAUAUGGAUAGUAAUUAUUCAGCUCUAGCCAAGGAUUCUGAUGUAGAAUUACAAGUCAAGAAUGGGAUUUUGGGAUCAAAGAUCGAAUCUUUAGGAUUAAUGUCUCAGGAUGAGGAGUUUGGGUAUGUGAAACCUCACAAUGUAGGUGAUUCAGGGGAUCGGGAGGACCAUGAUUUUGAUGAUAUUCCACUUGUUUUGGGGGAAACUAAACCUGGGUCAGGCAUAUAUGGCGCUGUUUUUAAUCUUACCACCUCCAUUAUUGGGGCUGGCAUUAUGGCUUUGCCUGCCACCAUGAAAGUUUUGGGUUUGGCUUUAGGUGUUGUGCUAAUAUUCUUGAUGGGUCUUUUGUCUGAAGUUAGCGUCGAAAUGCUCGUUCGUUUUUCCGUUCAUUGUAAAGCCUUAUCUUAUGGGGAUGUUGUGGAAUCUGCUUUGGGUAGGGUAGCUAGAAUUUUGUCCCAGAUUUGUAUUAUAGUGAAUAAUGCAGGAGUUUUGGUAGUGUAUUUGAUUAUAAUGGGGGAUGUUUUGUCUGGUUCGAUGAGGCAUGUUGGUGUUUUUGAUCAACUAUUAGGGAAUGGAGUGUGGGAUCAUAGGAAGCUGUUGGUUUUGGUUAUCUUGGUGAUUUUCCUUGCUCCUCUUUGUGCUCUUGACAAGAUUGAUUCCCUGAGCUUAACUUCAGCGGCUUCUGUUGCACUUGCUGUUGUGUUUGUUCUGGUUGCUUUUGCCAUCGCGGCUAUUAAACUUGCGGAAGGGAAGAUUGAGGCUCCAAGGAUGAUGCCUGAUUUUGGUUCCAAGAAGGCAAUCUUGGACUUGCUUGUGGUGAUUCCCAUAAUGUCAAAUGCUUAUGUUUGCCAUUUUAAUGUCCAGCCAAUUUAUAAUGAGUUAGAAGGGCGGACACCUCAAAAGAUGAACCGUGUAGGUAGGAUCACCACAAUGAUUUGUGUUCUGGUUUAUGCUUCAACGGCCGUAUCUGGUUAUUUGCUGUUUGGAAAGGAUACUGAAGCCGAUGUGCUGACUAACUUUGACAAGGAUCUAGGUAUUCGGUUCAGCUCAGCCUUAAACUUCAUUGUCCGGGUUGGAUACGUGCUUCAUUUGAUUCUCGUGUUUCCGGUUAUCCAUUUCUCAUUAAGGCAAACAGUGGAUGAUAUGGUUUUUGAAGGAUUAUCUCCACUUCAAGAGAGCAGGAAGAGGUGCCUCUUCCUAACCUUAGUACUCUUAAUCCUCAUUUAUUUUGGAUCAACUAUGAUUCCCAAUAUUUGGACGGCUUUCAAAUUCACUGGAGCAACAACUGCAGUUUCAUUAGGUUUCACAUUUCCGGCUCUUAUUGCACUCAGGUUAAACAAAGAAGGAAUCAAUUUGAGUUGUGGGGAGAAGUUUUUGUCAUGGUUCAUGUUAAUAUUAGCAAGUAUAGUUAGUGUUGCAGGAAUUGUUGGCAAUAUUUAUAGCCUUGAAACAGAUUCUUCAUGAGCUUCCCAUUUAGCUUUAAAAAAUUGUACACGUUUUGAAUACUGAUAAAGAUAUACAACUGAUUUUGUUGCACUUGUGUUAUUCACUAGUCUGAACUAUAGUAAACAAUUCUGGAUUCCUUUUGUUGGAAACUUUUAUCCUGAGCUUGCAUUAUAUGAAUCUACACACAAUUCUAUCCGUAGAAGAGAAGCUAGUUUGACAUUGCAGUUUCUCGUCUUUCUUUUAGCAGCAUAUCUCCUUGAUUGAACAGAAACUUAAAUGUUGUUUUGUUAUCUGUAGGAGGAAGAGCACUUAUCCAUUUAGUUGGAGGGGAUGAGCAAUCAUCAACUCAGAAAAAACACGUAAUAAUAAUAAGAAAAAACCUGUAUUCAUGAGUUGAGAAUCUUUCGACUAAUAUCAAAGGAAAUUUUGUUGUAGGUUGAUUGCUUCGGAAAGAAACUUUGUUUAUUUAACUUUCCCUUGGAGAGAGAAGGAAUCCUUAGUUGCAGUUAGUCUUCUCCGGGAACUCUUUUCAUUGUUUUCCUUGCAACUAAGAUUGAAAGUGUAGGUUAUUUGCAUUAUUGGUGGC